GGCGGCGCGCGGUGGCAGCGCUUCUCCCGGAGGCGGACGUCAGGGCGCUGAGAUUAGUUGACUAAAAGGCCGCCUCUGCAGCCGGCGCAGCCCCUGAGACUUGGCCGGACCGCUGUCGCCGCCGCCAUGGCUCAGUACAAGGGUGCCGCGAGCGAGGCGGGCCGCGCCAUGCACCUGAUGAAGAAGCGGGAGAAGCAGCGCGAGCAGAUGGAGCAGAUGAAGCAGAGGAUCGCGGAGGAGAACAUAAUGAAAUCCAACAUUGACAAGAAGUUCUCUGCGCACUACGAUGCCGUGGAGGCGGAGCUCAAGUCCAGCACCGUGGGUCUUGUGACGCUGAACGACAUGAAGGCGAAGCAGGAGGCCCUGGUGAAGGAGCGGGAGAAGCAGCUGGCGAAGAAGGAGCAGUCGAAGGAGCUGCAGCUGAAGCUGGAGAAGCUGCGCGAGAAGGAGCGCAAGAAGGAGGCCAAGCGGAAGAUCUCCAGCCUGUCCUUCACCCUGGAGGAAGAAGACGAGGCAGGCGAGGAGGAGGAGGAGGUGACCAUAGACGAGGAGGAGCUGGAGAGGGAAGAGAUCACCGCAAAGAAGAGGAAACUGGGGAAGAACCCAGAUGUGGACACGAGCUUCUUGCCUGACCGAGAUCGGGAGGAGGAGGAGAAUCGGCUCCGGGAGGAGCUACGGCAGGAGUGGGAAGCCAAGCAGGAGAAGAUCAAGAGCGAGGAGAUCGAGAUCACCUUCAGUUACUGGGAUGGCUCUGGGCACCGGCGCACAGUCAAGAUGAAAAAGGGCAACACGAUGCAGCAGUUCCUGCAGAAGGCCCUCGAGAUCCUGCGCAAAGACUUCAGCGAGCUCAGGUCGGCAGGGGUGGAGCAGCUCAUGUACAUCAAGGAGGACCUAAUCAUACCCCACCACCACAGCUUCUAUGACUUCAUCGUCACCAAGGCGCGAGGGAAGAGCGGGCCCCUCUUCAAUUUCGACGUUCACGAUGACGUGCGGCUGCUCAGCGACGCCACCGUGGAGAAGGAUGAGUCGCACGCGGGCAAGGUGGUGCUGCGGAGCUGGUACGAGAAGAACAAGCACAUCUUCCCUGCCAGCCGCUGGGAGCCCUACGACCCUGAGAAGAAGUGGGACAAGUACACGAUCCGGUGAUGGGGCAGCAGCGCGGCCCCAGCUCCUCCGGCUCCCUGCGGCCCCCUCCCUACGUCCCCAGGAUUCCGGGCGCCCGGCUCCCCGCUCCCGAGACGUGACGGGACCUGCUCAGCCCCUGCCCCUGGCGCUGUUGUUUACCGCCUUUUUCUUUUACGACAAAGAGAUACACGCGUCAGAGCUGGA
This is a messenger RNA of Balaenoptera acutorostrata (minke whale), 1329 nucleotides long. It is a transcript of the gene FAM50A, whose product is annotated as family with sequence similarity 50 member A. Gene Ontology annotation, biological process: chromatin organization. The coding region runs from base 127 to 1146 and encodes 339 amino acids. The transcript has 13 exons. The record is from RefSeq and is a predicted model, not a curated record. Lineage: Eukaryota; Metazoa; Chordata; Mammalia; Artiodactyla; Balaenopteridae. Gene Ontology annotation, cellular component: nucleus.